ACUAUAUAAUAAAUCCGAGAGGAAGAGGAGAGAAUCCGAAGCUGAACCAGACGAAACCUUCGAGAGAGAGAGAGAGAGAGAGGGUGCUGUUCGUCUUCUUCUUCCCGUCUCUCCGGCGGCAGAAAAACUCAAAUCUCAAUCGGAGAAGAUAAGAACAACAAUCGAAUAUACGACAGAGAGAGUAAAAAAAAAGCUUGGGGGUAACGAUGUCGAAGAAGAAAGCAGCAGGUAGCACCAUGACGCUCAAGGACUUCCAUGGCGGCUCCAUACCAUCUGAUCUCCCUCUCCCUUCCGCUCCUGGAGUGGUUCCGAAGACAACUACUACGGAUAGACCUUUCGUUGAUAAUAGAGCGCCUUGGGGAGGAGCUUCUAUGGGCCGACCUGAUCAGAGAACAAGGCCCAACUCGUCUCAUACUAUACGAAACUUUGAUGAUAAAUCACUCUUUCUUCCUCACACUGCCAACAUCGGACGUAACUUCAGCGAGGAUGAGCGGAAGCCUCUGGACGGUCACUCUGCUCCUCGUAGGAUGGUUAGCGACGAUGUUUUCCGCGUCGCUAACAGCCGCUUGGAGGUGAGAGCUGAAUCGGUUUUACCUGGGAGAGGAGCUAGUGGUGGUUGGUCUGCUGAGAGCUCGGGAACUCAGUCUAAUGUUUGGGCUGGGAGGAAGGAGGUACCUGUAGCGGUGGUGGCGGCGGGUAGCAAUGAGGGGGGACAGUCUUCUUGGAACGCGCAGCAGCCGCCUGUUUCUAGUUUGGUUCAUUCGAGUGCGCUUGAGCAAGUGUCUUCAGGGAGGUGGCAGACUAAGCUUCUGGUUCCUUCUCAGAUGGGUUUUGAUGUUGUUAAGCAUUCGGAGAUGGAGGGAAGAGGUUACAAGGGUAAUAAUAGCCAUGUGGCUAAUCAAGGGGAUGGGACACGUGGCCUGGUCGGUGAAGACGGGAUCCAAGGUGGGAGAAGUUUGGCUCGCGAGUACGAGAAACUCCCUGGGGCAACUUAUUUGGACGCUAAGGAAGUGAAAGGUGUACCUCAUACGAAUUAUUCUGACGUUAGGCCUGCUGGUCAUUUUGUGCAACCAACUGCACCUUCUGAAGUUGUGGAACGACCUAAGCUGAACCUGCUACCACGGACAAAACCUAUUGAAAGUGUUGACAAACCUGUGAAUGAUGGAAAACUGGAAAAUGGUGGUGUUUCGAAUCUUGUUCAACGUGAAACUGGUUAUGCGACACAGAAGAAUAUGAACGUUUCAAAACCUGGGUUGUCUGCAGAUGAGAUUCCUAGCAAACCGGUUGAGCGCCCCAAGUUGAAUCUGAAGCCUGUGGCACAGUUGCUUGAGAAGCCAGAAGUUAAGACUGAAAAGGAGAGAAACGCAGUUUUUGGCGGUGCCCGACCACGAGAGCUGGUGUUGAAGGAGCGAGGCAUUGAUGAGACUGAGCAUCAAAAAUUGGAGCAACAGUUAGAAAGGACUGUCCUCAAUCCGAUCGAAAGAGUUCCAGUUCCAGAGCACGCAGUCCAAAGACCAGUGAGUUCUCCUCGUGACCUGAGAACGAGGAAAUUCGACCAAAAGGACGUGAGAAGUGUAAGCGACGUUGCCACCAGAUCCGAAACCCAGAGGCGAAACUGGCGUGAUAAUAAUGAUGUCAAGAGCACAAGACAGCAGCAACCGCAGGCUCAGGAGAAGACGAGGCAUCCAUCACCAGAGACAUGGCGAAAACCAGUUCCACAGAAACCGGAGUCACCAGACGGAACAGGGCACCGUCCCGGGAAAGCAGCAUCUCCUCUUGAGCUAGCUCAAGCCUACUCUGACCCUAAAUCCGGAACAGGAAGCAACAGUUUUAACAUGAGCCGCAACAACCAAACGCAGCAACCAUUCUCUCGGUUGGUAGGAUCGACAACAACGAAACCAAAGCAUAUCAAUGGCUACUGAGAGAUAUUGUUCGUUUGUUCUUUAUUCGGAUUGUUUUUAGUUCCGACUAAUUGGGUCUUUUAAGUUCUCGAGCACGUCUCAUGAUAUACUUCUUUGUGGGAAUGGUAUGGGAGAUUUGAAUGUGAUAUGGUUUCCCUUUAAGAAUGGGGUUGGAUUACAUAACCCAACAUUUGUGUCUUUCUUCUUUGGUUAUACAUUUUUUUUCUAACCA
This is a messenger RNA of Raphanus sativus (radish), 2133 nucleotides long. RefSeq lists its product as uncharacterized. The record is from RefSeq and is a predicted model, not a curated record. Gene Ontology annotation, molecular function: translation initiation factor activity; mRNA binding. The coding region runs from base 207 to 1922 and encodes 571 amino acids. Lineage: Eukaryota; Viridiplantae; Streptophyta; Magnoliopsida; Brassicales; Brassicaceae. The transcript has 6 exons.